Trypanosoma conorhini is the source of this 735-nucleotide messenger RNA. RefSeq names its product FIP1-like protein. The annotation marks the transcript as partial. The transcript has a single exon. The record is from RefSeq and is a predicted model, not a curated record. Gene Ontology annotation, molecular function: metal ion binding. NCBI's taxonomy places the organism in Eukaryota, Euglenozoa, Kinetoplastea, Trypanosomatida, Trypanosomatidae.
CAGCAGCAACAGCAACAGCAACAGCAACAGCAACAGCAGCAGGCGUUGGAGGAGCCGAAGGGUGAUGUCUCGGGACUUGUCCCGCUCUGCGUGCGCCAUGCUAGUGGACCGCAGAUCAACAGCGCCGUCUUUGGGUAUGACAUUGCGCAGAUGCAGAAGCGCCCGUGGGACGAACCCGCGGCAAACCUCAAGGAUUACUUCAACUACGGCUUUAACGAGACCAGCUGGAGGCUGUACUGCGCGAUGCAGGCAGGGGGCGAGGCCUCGCCGCUGCCGGGGACGAACGCCUUUUAUCCACAGCCGAUCGGCCCUGCAAUGAAGAACGCGGCGAUGGAGGAGGUUGUAGAGGGAGAUGGCGUGUCCUACUACGUGCCGCCCCAGGGGUCUUCGCACGCGUAUUGCGCCGCACCGCGUGAUAGCUUCCUCAAGACGAAGCUCUGUCAGCGUUUUGCGAUGGGCCGUUGCGUGAAGGGGGACCAAUGCAGCUACGCUCAUGGGCACGCCGAGCUACGAGCCGUCCCUCCGCAGCAGCAGCAGCAGCAGCAGCAGCAGCAGCCCCCCACAUGUGUCCUCCAGCCCUUCCAAGUAGACCAGGGCUUCUUGCCUCCGAUGGGCAUGCGGCCGACGGGUGUGCUCGAGCCCACUGUCGCGGGCAGCUACCACAUGAUGCCCAAGCGCCAGCGCUCCCCUGAUGCUGGUGGUGGCGAGGAGCAGGUCUACGAUGGGUCGUACUAA